Molecule: messenger RNA, 705 nt
Organism: Effrenium voratum
Lineage: Eukaryota; Dinophyceae; Suessiales; Symbiodiniaceae
Source: the annotation of a GenBank genome assembly
AUGAAGGAGCUGGUGGCCUUGUCAAAGACUUCUGGGGAGAGGAAGGAGUCAAGCUGGGUGCCUUUCAAUAAGAUGAUGAGGCAGUAUGGAUUGCAGGAGCUGAUGAGGAGGAUCCAUAAAGGGACAAUUGCUUGCAGGAAGGCACUUCAUGAUGAUGAUGAGUGGGAGUUCAAACUCAACAAGGCCACCAGCUAUGAAGACACCAGCCACAGCCACACCUAUGAAGGCAGCAAAGCUGGUAAGAUGGAGGCUUGCCAGUGGUUGGAGUUGAAGGCCAAGAGCAUUGGAGGGACUGAUGAGGGCGAUUCAGCUAAGGCAGCCAUUUCCAGGAACCUUGGGAAGAGCCUUACCAAGCAGCUCAAGCUCAAGGACAAGAACAGUGAGAGCCUGGAUGAAGACGAUGAUGAGAGCCAAGGCACCACAGGCCAAGAGAAGGAAGACCCUGAGGAAGCUGAGGCUGAGAUCUUGUCAUCAUCUGGCAUGGCAAAGAGUGAGACAGGCACGAGGAUCAACAGGAUGAAGAAGCUGCUGCUGAAAUUGAAAAAAGAAGGCAGCCGUGACCAGGUGGCCAUCCUCAGCGGCCCCCUCAAGGAGCUGGAGAAGUUUGAGAAAAAGAAGACUUCCAUGGAGGCUGUCAAGGGCAUCCUCUUUGACGCGGCCGUGGCAGUGAAGAAGUACAAGAAGUUUCGGUCGGCUCAGAAGUAG